Messenger RNA from Zophobas morio, 367 nucleotides. RefSeq lists its product as uncharacterized. Gene Ontology annotation, molecular function: odorant binding. Lineage: Eukaryota; Metazoa; Arthropoda; Insecta; Coleoptera; Tenebrionidae. The record is from RefSeq and is a predicted model, not a curated record. The transcript has 2 exons. Bases 2 to 367 code for a protein of 121 amino acids.
CAUGAUUACCUCCUAUUUGAUAAUUUGUGUUAUCACGUUUGGUCUUUGUUUGGGAGACGAUGGGGCAGACAAAAAGGAAUGUUUGAUGGAGAACGAUCUUACCGAAAAAGACAUCAAAAUGUAUACAUCGCUUGACGAUAUACCUGACGAAGUCUUGUGCUACAGUAAAUGCUUAAAUAUGAAGAACGGACUAAUAGAAAAAAGCGGAAAAAUCGAUAUGGAGAAAAUCAGUCUCAUCGCCGGCGUGGACAAAUUUAAUGAAACCCAAACCGAUCAACUGAAAAAAUGUAUCAAGGAAGUGGGAUCUAUCGAGCAAUGUACAGACAUGAAGAAGUUGCAGUAUUGUUUCAUGGACAUUGUAACAUGA